CUUCACUGUUCGAUACCCUCUCUCUCUCUAGAGAGCAUAAGGAAGAGAGAGAGAGAGAGAGAGAGGAAACUGUAAUAAAAGUGUCGAGGAGAGAGAAGGUGAAAGGACGUCCGAAGCCCAUGCGCGCUCUCUCUCUCUCUCUCUCUCUCUACCCUCUUCGUCAUCGUGCCGCAUUGAUGCGGAUUUUUUAGGUGGAGAUCUGAUGUGAUUCGCACUCUGAUCUUGGUUUUCUGAUCUGAUAGUUAGUGAUCCGAUCUAUCUCACAAUAGGGUUUAUAGGUCUGAUCCGUGAGCUUCGUUGGAUAAUUUGCGAGGAGGAGGAAGAGGAAUUAACGUUCUGCUCUCAAAGUUUAGCUAUUUCCAUUAUCUUUGGAGGAUAGAUCGUGCUUAUAUGCAGAUACAAACCUGUGGAGGUGAUAAUUAGUAAGCAAUGGCGGAUUUUUCCUCAUCGGAACCACAAGAACCGGCGUCACCUUCUUCUCCAUCAUCUUCUCAUUCACGAGAAACAAAUGGAUCGGCGGAAACGGAUGACUCAGAAAGCGCAAUGGCCACCGUCGCUCACUUGUUGGAACAGCUUCAUGCUAGCAUGUCUUCUCCACUCGAGAAAGAGCUUAUAACCACAAGGCUGCUCGCACUAGCAAGAGCAAAAAAGGAAACUAAGGUUUUAAUCGGCAGCCAUUCUCAGGCCAUGCCACUGUUCAUCUCUGUUCUUAGAAGUGGAACUGUAACCGCAAAAGUCAACGUUGCUUUGACCCUCAGUACACUCUGCAAGGAAGAAGACCUACGCGUGAAGGUUCUUCUUGGCGGUUGCAUACCGCCAUUAUUAUCUCUUUUAAAGUCAGAAUCCCUCAAUGCCAAAAAAGCCGCUGCAGAAGCUAUAUUUGAAGUUUCCUCUUCUGGGUUUUCGGACGAUCACAUUGGCAUGAAAAUAUUUGUUACCGAGGGUGUUGUGCCUACUUUAUGGGACCUCCUUAACCCAAAAAAUAGACAGGAUAGAGUAGUUGAGGGUUUUGUCACUGGAGCGCUGAGAAAUCUUUGUGGGGAGAAGGAUGGGUAUUGGAGGGCCACAAUCGAAGCUGGGGGUGUCGAGAUCAUUACUGGUCUUCUUUCUUCAAACAAUACUGCUGCCCAAUCAAAUGCUGCUUCCCUUUUGGCCCGGUUGAUUUCGGCUUUUGGCGAUAGCAUUCCUAAAUUAAUAGAUACAGGAGCCGUAAAAGCCCUUCUUGGCCUUUUGGGUCGAGAUAAUGAUAUUUCUGUGCGCGCGAGUGCUGCUGAUGCUUUGGAAGCCCUUUCAUCGAAGUCCACCAUGGCUAAGAAAACUGUAGUUGAUGCAGGUGGCUUACCUGUUCUGAUCGGAGCUGUUGUGGCUCCUUCAAAGGAGUGUAUGCAAGGGGAGUCUUGCCAUGGUUUACAGAGCCAUGCAGUUCGUGCUCUAGCUAAUAUGUGUGGCGGUAUGACUUCUUUGAUACUUUACCUUGGAGAACUCUCCCAGUCCUCGCGCUUAAAUGCUCCUGUUGCUGAUAUACUUGGUGCCCUUGCUUAUUCACUAAUGGUUUUUGAUGGCGAUGAAGAGAAAGUGUUCGACCCAGUUAAUAUAGAGAAUAUCUUGAUAACACUACUAAAACCGCGGGAUAUUAAGUUGGUUCAGGAUCGUGUUCUUGAGGCUUUGGCCAGCCUCUAUGGCAAUCCUUGUCUAUUCAGCAGGCUUCAUCAUUCUGCUGCAAAAAAGGUUCUAAUUGGGCUUAUUACGAUGGCUUCGGCUGAUGUUCAGGAGCACUUAAUACUAUCCCUCACAAGCUUAUGUUGUGACAACGUUGAUAUAUGGGAUGCUUUAGGGAAGAGAGAGGGAAUUCAUCUGCUUAUUUCUUUGCUCGGGCUUUCGAGUGAGCAGCAUCAGGAGUAUGCUGUUUCUUUGUUGGCAAUUUUAACUGAUCAAGUAGAUGAAAGCAAGUGGGCCGUAACAGCUGCUGGAGGAAUCCCUCCGCUGGUUCAAUUAUUGGAAACCGGGUCGCAGAAAGCAAGGGAAGACGGGGCCCACGUGCUGUGGAACUUGUGCCAUCACAGCGACGACAUUCGUGCGUGUGUUGAGAGUGCUGGGGCCGUCCCCGCCCUUCUAUGGCUUCUAAAGAGCGGCAGUCCCAAAGGUCAAGAGGCUUCUGCAAAAGCACUUAAGAAGCUGAUCCAUUUUGCCGACUCUGCUACCAUCAAUCAGUUACUGGCCUUGCUCCUAAGCGACUCUCUCAGUUCAAAGUCCCAUGUUAUCAAUGUCUUGGGUCAUGUGCUUAUGAUGGCUUCUCAUAAAGACUUGGUGCAGAAGGGAGCUCCUGCCAAUAAAGGUCUUAGGUCUCUUGCCCAAGCCCUUAACUCAUCUAAUGAGGAGACACAAGAGUGUGCUGCAUCAGUUUUAGCUGAUCUAUUUAGUACACGAGAAGAUAUAUGUGAUAGUCUUGCCACUGAUGAGAUUGUCCAUCCAUGCAUGAAGCUCCUGACAAGCAAAACCCAAGUUGUGGCGACACAAUCUGCACGAGCUUUGGGUGCUCUAUCCCGUCCAGCAAAUGCUAAAUCCAAGAAUAAGGUAUCCUACAUUGGUGAGGGGGAUGUUCAACCCCUAAUUAAGAUGGCGAAGACAUCGUCAAUCGAUGCUGCUGAAACUGCGAUUGCUGCGUUGGCGAACCUCCUCUCAGAUCCACAGAUUGCUGGAGAAGCUCUAACCGAAGAAAUUGUCUUGUCCCUAACAAGAGUGCUUAAGGAAGGCACUUUAGAGGGCAAAAUAAGUUCUUCUCGGGCACUUCAUCAACUACUGAACCAUUUCCCACUCUGUGAAGUGCUUCCAGAGUACUCACAGUGUCGCUUCGUAGUUCGUGCUCUUUUGGAUUCUUUAGCUGAAAUGGAUGUUGAAGGUGUUGUAUACUUGGGCCCACUGGAUGUACUUGCCUUAUUGGCUAGCACAAAAGAGAGCGUGAAUUUUGGCUUCCCUCCCUGGAGUGCCCUUGCUGAAGACCCAGAAAGUUUACAGCCUUUGUUUCGGUGUCUGGAUGUUGGGCUUCCUAUUGUGCAAGAAAAGUCGAUCGAAAUUCUCUCAAGGCUAUGCCAGGAAAAACCUUCUCUACUUGGUGAUUUUUUGGUAAGAAGAGAAGGGUGUAUUGUUUCACUUGCUACUAGAGUUAUAGAGUCCUCUAGUAUAGCUGUGAGAAUUGGUGGGGCCGCACUUCUCAUUUGUGCUGUGAAGGAGAAUAGAGUACGUCCAAUCGAUAUUCUUGAUGCAUCAGGGCUUUUGAGGAAGCUGAUCUAUUGUCUGAUUGAUAUGUUGAAACUUCAUUCUACUUCCAGUUCUCCAGAAUCUGAAGUCAGGAAUCCUAGAAAUUAUAUGGAAAGAAAUGCAUUUGAUGAUUCUGACAUUCAUGAUCCAGCAAGAAUUUUGGAAGGAACAAUUGCUCUUUGGUUGCUUGCGAUUGUUUCUUCUUCUCAGGUGGAGAGCAAACUUAUUAUUAUGGAGGCUGGUGGAGUUGAGAUUCUCUCUGAUAGACUUGCAAGAUACACAGCUAAUUCACAGGCGGAAUUUGAAGGGACAGAGGGGAUAUGGCCUAGUGCACUUCUCCUGGCUAUUUUGUUCCAGGAUUCAACAGUUGUUCAAUCUUCAUUGAUAACCCGGACAAUACCAUCUCUAGUUUUCUUGCUGAAGUCGGAUGACAUCAUUGAUAGAUACUUUGCUGCUCAGGUGAUGGCUAGCCUUGUUUGUGUAGGAAAUAAAGGAAUACAGCUUGCUAUUGCAAAUUCCGGUGCUGUUGGGGGCAUAAUAUCAUUAAUCGGGCAGAUAGAAUCUGAUAUGCCUAACCUUGCUGCUUUAUCUGAAGAACUAAAAUUAGCACAAAAUCCAGGCCAAGUAAUUAUGGAAAAUCUCUUCAAGCUUGAGGAAGUGAGAACAGGUGCUACCGCGCGCAAGUCCUUACCUUUACUUGUGGACCUUCUUAGACCGAUGCCUGAUAGACCAGGUGCCCCGUUAAUCGCGCUACACCUUCUGACACACCUAGCAGAAGGUAGUGAAACAAAUAAAGUAGUAAUGGCAGAAGCUGGCGCUGUGGAUGCUUUAACAAAAUACCUCUCUUUGAGCCCUCAAGACUCAACCGAAACUACUAUAACUGAUCUGUUAUGGAUCCUGUACAGCAAUUCUGAACUCCUUCACAGUGAAGCUUCUCUCAGCACUUUGAAUCAGCUAAUUGCUGUUUUAAGAAUGGGCUCAAGAAAUGCUAGGCUUAGUGCGGCGAGGACUUUGAAGGAGCUUUUCAAUUCGGAGAAUAUACGAGAAACUGAAAUGGCUAGACAAGCUAUUCAACCAUUAGUCGACAUGCUGAAUUCAGGAAAUGAAAAGGAACAAGAGGCUGCACUCAGUGCAUUGAUCAAACUCACAGAUGGAAAUAUUUCGAAGGCCUCAGCAUUGACCGAUGUUGAAGGUAACCCAAUUGAAACUCUCCACAAGAUUUUGUCAUUCAGUUCGUCUUUGGCCCUGAAAAGAGAUGCUGCCCAACUUUGCUAUGUUCUAUUUGGAAAUUCGAGUGUGAGGACAGCACCAAUUGCCACAGAAUGUAUACAACCCUUAAUAUCACUAAUGACAUCGGAUUCGAGCUUGGUUGUAGAGCCUUCUGUUUGUGCUCUAGAGAGGCUGCUUGAUGAUGAACACCAUGCAGAUAUAGCGGCUACUUAUGAAGUUAUAACUCUUCUUGUUAGCUUUGUUUCGAAGAUGAAUCAUAACUUAUCAGAGCCCAGUAUAAGUGCCCUAAUAAAGCUAGGGAAGGAUCGUCCGCACUGCAAACUUGACAUGGUGAAGGCUGGAGUUAUCGAUAAUGCCCUGAAUAUGAUCCUUGAUGCUCCUGUGUCUCUUAGCUCUUCAAUCAUAGAGCUUCUUCGAAUUCUAACUAAUAAUAGCAGCAUUGCAAAAAGUUCGGCUGCUGCAGGAAUGGUAGAGCCUCUGUUCUUGGUUCUCCAGAGACCAGACAUUCCCAUGUGGGGGCAGCACAGCGCAUUAGAAGCACUUGUAAAUAUUCUGGAAAAGCCCCAAAGUUUGGCGAAUUUGAAAUUAAGUCCUAGCCAAGUCAUCAAGCCUUUGAUUUCAUUUCUUGAAUCCCCAUCUCAAGCAAUUCAGCAGCUUGGCACCGAAGUACUAUUGCAUCUUCUUGAACAAGAGCAUUUCCAACAGGAUAUUACAACCAAACAUGCCGUAGUUCCUCUCGUGCAGCUCGCGGGGAUCGGUAUCUUGAGCCUACAGCAAAUGGCGAUCAAAGCGCUUGAGAGCAUUUCGAUGAGCUGGCCAAAGGCUGUAGCUGAGGCAGGGGGCAUUUUUGAACUCUCAAAGGUGAUUGUCCAGGAUGAUCCCCAGCCCAGCCAUGCAUUAUGGGAGUCUGCAGCACUUGUUCUAUCCAACGUUAUGCGGUCUUAUUCCGAAAAUUAUUUUGAAGUUUCGAUGGUGGUGCUCGUGAAAUUGCUGAAUUCCACGGCAGAGAGCACUGUUAACAUAGCUCUCGGUGCCCUCCUUGUUCAAGAGAGGAAUAGUAAGAGCAGUGCUAUAUCAAUGGCCGAGGCAGGUGCGAUCGAUGCACUGUUAGAGCUUUUAAGAUCUCGUCAGUGUGAGGAAGCUUCUGCAAGAUUGCUCGAAGCACUUUUUAACAAUGGGAGGGUGCGAGAAAUGAAGGUUGCAAAAUACGCGAUCGCCCCCCUUUCACAAUACUUAUUAGAUCCACAGUCCAGGUCGCCACCAGCUAAGUUUCUGGUGACUCUCGCGCUAGGCAACCUUUUCCAGCAUGAUUCACUUGCUAGGUCAAGUGAUGCUGUCUCUGCAUGCCGUGCUUUGAUAAGCCUGCUUGAGGAUCAACCCACAGAAGAGAUGACUGUGGUGGCAAUCUGUGCUUUACAGAGUUUGGUUAUGCACAGUAGAACAAAUAGGCGGGCGGUAGCAGAAGCUGGUGGAAUUCUGGUCGUACAGGAAUUGCUUUUGUCUUCCAAUGUGGAAGUUUCUGGGCAGGCUGCAUUGUUGAUCAAGUAUCUAUUUUCAAAUCAUACACUUCAAGAGUAUGUAUCAAACGAGCUCAUCAGGUCUCUCACCGCUGCUCUGGAGAAAGAGCUGUGGUCCACAGCAACCAUCAAUGAAGAGGUGCUGAAAACCAUUUACGUGAUAUUCACUAACUUCAAGAAACUCCGCACUUCUGAAGCGGCAACGCUGUGCAUCCCGCAUCUAGUGGGUGCUUUGAAAUCCGGAAACGAGCCUGCUCAGGAGACCGUACUCGACACCCUCUGCUUAUUAAAAGAAUCAUGGUCACAGAUGAAUGAAGACAUUGCCAAAGCCCAAGCCUUAAUUGCUGCUGAAGCUAUACCCAUUCUUCAAAUGCUUAUGAAAACCUGCCCGCCCAGCUUUCAUGAAAGAGCCGAUAGCUUGUUACACUGCUUGCCCGGAUGCUUGACUGUGACCAUUAAACGCGGGAACAACUUGAAGCAGACCAUGGGAAGCACGAACGCUUUUUGUUGCCUAAAAAUAGGAAACGGUCCUCCGAGACAGACCAAGGUGGUGAACCACAGCACGUGUCCAGAAUGGAAGGAGGGUUUUACUUGGGCGUUUGAUGUUCCCCCGAAAGGGCAGAAGCUUUAUAUUCUCUGUAAAAGCAAAAAUACAUUUGGAAAGUCAACCCUCGGGCGAGUUACCAUACAAAUAGACAAAGUUGUGACUGAAGGAAUAUACAGUGGAUUCUUCAGCCUCAGCCACGAUGGUCGGAAGGAUGGAUCACGGACACUCGAGAUUGAGAUUGUAUGGUCAAAUAGGACAUCAAACGAUGGCAUCUAAGAUUGUUCAGUGGUAAAAAUCUAUCCAAAAGCCUUCAUAAAACCAAGCAUGAAGAGCAAGCUAAAAGAAGCGCUCUUAACGUAUCAUGUAUCAGUUUGUUCUGCAUGAAUGAUGUCUAGUAUUGCGGUAGCAAGUGGAAGACUGACUGGCCCGAGAAGCUAGGAAGAAUAUCCAGCCUGGUUAUCACCAGAGUCUGUAGGUUUAUCAAUGGUGAGAUUAUUCUGAAGGCUGCUGAUUAGUUUCUAGAGUUGAUUGUUGCUGUACAAACUGAGAUUAUCCUGAAGGCUGCUGAUUAGUUUCUAGAGCUGAUUGUUGCUGUUAAAGUUUGUACAGGUAAGAUUUUGCUUCUCUCCUUUGUAAUUAGCAUAAGCUUGUGAUCAUUUUAAGAGGAUCAUCAUGGAAUGUGGAGGAUGGUAAUACCUUAGUAUACCACCAUUACUCUUUUAUGAUUCUUUAGACAUAUUUUACUUGCUGUAAUCUAGUGGAUAAGACGUAUUACGAUCUAUUUUUUCAUCAACAAAAACUUAGCAUAUAUUGUCACAA
This is a messenger RNA of Ananas comosus (pineapple), 7371 nucleotides long. RefSeq names its product protein CELLULOSE SYNTHASE INTERACTIVE 3. The record is from RefSeq and is a predicted model, not a curated record. Gene Ontology annotation, cellular component: cellulose synthase complex. Gene Ontology annotation, molecular function: microtubule binding. Bases 430 to 6828 code for a protein of 2132 amino acids. The transcript is spliced from 8 exons. NCBI's taxonomy places the organism in Eukaryota, Viridiplantae, Streptophyta, Magnoliopsida, Poales, Bromeliaceae. Gene Ontology annotation, biological process: anisotropic cell growth; regulation of cellulose biosynthetic process.